Messenger RNA from Oryza sativa Japonica Group (Japanese rice), 648 nucleotides. RefSeq lists its product as uncharacterized. Lineage: Eukaryota; Viridiplantae; Streptophyta; Magnoliopsida; Poales; Poaceae. The record is from RefSeq and is a predicted model, not a curated record.
GAAUUAUAGCUAGACAUCUCCGAGAGAAAAAAAAAAACUAGCAAACCAUUGUGACAGUCUCAAUUUUGCAUUUUUGCUAUACUGCUUGCAGAUCCAUGGGGCGUUGGGUUAGGCCUGAGGUUUAUCCUCUGAUGGCCGCGAUGAUGUUGGCAUCGGGCAUGGUUGUGUUCCAGCUUGGGCGCAACGUGUGCACCAACCCUGAAGUCAAGAUCAGCAAGCGCAACCGCCGCAACGCAGUGCCAGACAGCGCGGCGGAAGCGGAGAGGUACAGCAUGCAUGGUUUCCGCCGCUUCUUCGGCCGGCGUCGCCCAGAGGUGAUGCCCUCCAUCAACCGCUUCUUCUCCAACUCCGAUCGACCCAAUCAUGAUGAGAACAAUGAUGAUUGAUGAGUAAUUCGCAUUAUGUGGUGUAUUUGUUCGCUAUAAGGACCAGCGUUAUGUGACGUAAUAUGGUUAGAUGUGAACUGGUUUAUUAUUUUAAGAACUCGGCCUGUGUGCAUGCAAAAAAGAAAAAGCAAGAUUGGUAAAUGUAAUGUACUUUUACUUUAUUUGUUGGUUCAGCACUUGAUUUUUUUCUUUUAUCAACAAACUUACCUAUGUGAGUGUUGACAGAGCCUAAGAUAUAAAUCAUUUCUAUUAUAAAAAUAAA